GGUAGCCGGAGGAGCAGAAGGAAAGCAGCUGGAGAGAGAGAGAGGAGGUGGGGUGUCGUAGGAGGUGGUGGCAAAGAACAGGAGGGAAAGAGGUGGGACCGAGCGUGUGGAAGAGCGAGAGGACGAGGUGAGUAGCAGCGAGUCCGUGAGCCCGAGUGAGUAACUGGGAGUCGCAACCGAGGACCCACUCAGUCACCACGAGAUCGGCAAGCCGAAUGGUCAACCGCGCCGGUUCUCCCGCUCGGAACUCUGCGCACAGCUGAAGGGACAAUCGAACCGACAAGGACACGUUGCGUUCCUUCGAAUGUCAACUAGCGCGUUCCUUGCUCGACGCAUCGUCGCUCGAACCGUGCCAUUGCCGAUCGCGCAUCCGACGUGCAUCCCACGAUGUGGAGAUUUCUGGUGCGCUGUUAUGUCACGUUGACAUCGAUCUGACGCGUUUCGUUUCGUUUCGUUUCGUUUCGUUCCGUUUAGUUUCGUUCCGUUUAGUUUCGUUCCGUUCCGUUUCGUUUCGUUUCGUUUCGUUUCGUUUCGUUUCUCUUUUUCUCUCUCCUUCGAUCGCAAAAGACAGAGGGCAACGUUUCCGCGUCUCGCGUCCGUUUCUACCUACCGAUUUCCCGAACCGAGACUGACUUUCCCGGGGAAAAGACCGAGCCAAGGUGGGACCGGAAGUGCGUGAGUGGAUGCGAGCAAGAGGUAUCGACGGGAGGAGCCGAAGACUCUCCUGCAGAAGGCCGAGGAAGAGAUGAUCUACGAGCUGCUGGUGGCUGGAGCGUUCGCCCUCGCCACGCUAAGGCGGUAUCCGGUGGGACAGACGAUUACCUUCGCGUUCCUUGCAUCGUUGCUGAGCUCGGGACUGAACACGGUUUCAAGCGCACCCGCUUACGGCCCCCGCACCGCCGUCUCCAACGCGAACAACAUGGACCGGUGGUUGCAACCAUGCGGCAACCCGGUCGCGAUGCAGUUCAAGAAGAUGCCACAGAGACACAGCGUGCACAGAACGUUGAAAAGAGUGCGGACGCAGCUCCGCGUCGCCCAGAAUCACUUCAGAAAGCAUCUGGACGAUGUGCACGAGAUAUACUCGAAGGUGUACUCGUUGAAGGGGCAAUACAGAAUGCCUUGGCUCCCGGAGAAGGAGUUCGAGUGGUAUUUCAGGGAGGUUUGGUGCCUCGAAAAGGGAAAGAAAGCCGACCGCGCGCUUCCACAUCUCUACGAUUCGCUGCAAAGGUUCGCCAUCACGUUCCACCAUCUGAGAACUUUCCGUCUGAAAUCUAACAUCAACGUUGACCUCACGAUGGACAGGAGAAACGAGAUUAUCAACCAAAUGCACAAUGAGAUUCUUAGGGUAUUGUGCGAGGUGGAGACCGCCAUUCUAAACUUAGGCUUACAAGUUCCCGCGGCGCAUACGGCAAAAAUAGUGACGGAAAGUUCAAAUUGGGCGAAGGAAGCCGACUUGACUUCGAUGUUGAUCCAAGAUUGGGGCGUGAUAAGAUUAUAUCAGGCGUUUCUGAAAGCUUGGACGAAAGCUUUCCGCGACGCGACCGCGCUUGGACCAGGGACAUGCGAUCCUAAUAGGCCGAAUCCAGGAGCUAAGAACAUUAACAAAGGAUCCGGGCCAAAGGGUAAAAGGAUAUCGAAGAUUAAGAAGCAAAAAAGGCCAGUUAGAAAGCAUUCAGAGGGCGGUGGCCAGAAUAGUUCCUUGCCUCAGGGACCAAAAAAGAGUAUUCCGAGGAACAGACUGUUGAAAAACAAACAAAAGAAUGGGAAUGUGAUGAAAUUCGCCUCAUAAGGUUUUGUUUUCUUUUUUACCGGAUCUACUGAUUAUUUUAAAGGGACGGUUAACAGGCAACUUUUUCGUUUUUCGUGUAAAACAAUUCUCUCUCUCUCUCUCUCUCUUUUCUCUCUUUGUUAUUAUUAUUGACUGGAAUAUCUUUAUCGUGUUCACUUUUCAUAUUAUCAUUGUGUUAUUAAUUUAAAAAAAAAAACGUUUAACGAUAUCUAAUGCUUUAUAUAAAAAACGCGUAAUCUUUUAGUUCCUUUAGACACAUCGAGAUUUAUUCGUUCGUUUGUAUGUAUUUUUUUUUUCAUUUUUUAUAAUUUCUUUAUUUAAAGUAUUAGUAUUUGUUAUCGAACAAGUUAUUUUGCCUGUCAAUCUUCUUCUACGAUGACGAUGUAUUUCUAUACUCUUCGAAUUAUCAUUUAUCUUAUUUAUUUUAUUUUUAUUUUUAUUCUUCUUUUUUUUUUUUUUUUUUUUUUACUAUUUACGAUCAUUCAUAGAUGCUUAGUAUUUUGCAAUCUUGCCAGUUUGUUCCGAUGGUAGAGCGUUAAAGAUAGAGUUUUAGAGACAAGAUUAAUCGUAUUAAAAGAAUCGCCGUUUUGUUUUCGAUAACUGGUGUAUUUGAUAGCUACAAAAGUGUUGUUAAGAAUCAAGCUGUAUACUAGAGACCAGUAUUAAGAAAUGUACUUCAGAACAGUAUUAUGUCAUAGAACAUACUUAAAUAAUUAGAAUAGUGAUUAACAUGAUAAAAAUGUCCGACUCGUAUGGCGCAUAUUGAUCGAUUCGUUUUACGAGAUGAUCGAACGAUUAAAGAUCGUCGCAAAUAUAUAUUUGAGAGUAAAACUGUGGAAAAUCGUUUUCGAAACUUUUACUCUUACUAUUGCAAAAUCAACCGGCGAAAAAGUAAUUUUCUAUAGUUUUAUCCCGUUCAAAUAUGUAUUUAACAUCGAAACGCACGAUCUACGAUCAUCGUUGCAGACUAACGCGCUUGAAAUUUUCAGUUAUAUUAUAUAUUCCGUGCGUGAAAAAAACAAGAUAGUAGAAAAUUUGCGUAUCGAAACAUUAUUAAAUCGAUGCGUGGAAAAUGCGAUGAGAGUUGAAAUUAUCAAAUUAAAUUAGGGAAAAGGCAAGAUAAUAAUAGAAAAUUUGCGUAUCGGAACGUUAUUGAAUCGAUGCGUGGUAAAUGCGAUGAGAGUUAAAAAGUUAGAAAUUAGAGAAAAAGCUAAGAAAUGAAAAUCGCGAUAAUUACGUAGAUCGCUUUGCUCUUAUUGUUAGUAAAUAUUGUAGAAAAUUUGUCUUGGAAACUCUUCGCAUUGGACGCGAUGCGCGCGUAUUCUGACACGAUAAUAAUUCGAUAUUUGACCAAUCGUGACUGGUUACGAAUAAAAGCGUAUUUAUAUCGAGAGGAAGCCCAAUGAUUAUAUAUCGAGAAUGAUUUCGAAACGAAAGUGUGCGAAAGUGACGAUGAUGUGCCGUAAACAGUCAUCGAUAUUAAUCACCGAACAGACGAUUCGUCAAACUUUAUUUAUUGUAGCUUUAACGUAAGCAGACGAAAGCUUAAUGUCGUUUAGCUGUGAUAUCUUUGAGCGUACGCGGACGUACAGAGUUCCUACGUUUUAUACAUAGGCGCAUUAUAUAUUUGUAAGUAACGUGCGUUUACGCGUACAAUACGUACUUAGAUUUAAUACAAUUAUUUCUCUUUUUUAUUUUUUCUUUUUUUUUCUUUUUUUUUUAUUCCACUUUUCUCCUCCAAUUCGUAGAAUCUCGUCCUAUCGCGAACAUGACAACUUUAUCUUAAUUUCGCUUCUCACUUGCUUUCCAAUCGUACACGACGAUACUUACCGGAAUGGAACCGUUUAACGAGACGUUCUCAAUUUUCGUUCCCUUAAUUCCAUUCUAUUAUUUGGGCCAGAUAAUGAAACGACGGUUUCUUUGAAAUACGAAUAAUAUACGAGGGACCAAUUGUUGCGAUUCGUAUUCGCGCUGAAGAUACACGCGAUUCAAGGUACCGUGUUUUUCUUCUUCGUUUCGAACAGAAAUAUAUUUGUAUUAAAGACAAUCAAUGUUUUUGUAUCGAACCGGUAUUUAGCUAAUACACAUUGUACUUUAACUUUUAGAUAUUUUUGUACUUGGUAUUCACACAUGACGUGAUACUAAACAUUUUAUACACGCACACUUAGUAAUUAAGGAUUUCACUUGCAUUUUUAUCAAGUAUACGUAGUAGGUAUAUUUAUUAUGGCGUACACGUAGCCGUACAUAAUGUUACGAUUUAUUUAUUAUAUCACGUUACCAUUGCAUAUAAUUAUUUAUUGUCAUUUCUAUACUUAUGUAAUCGUCUUGAAUAAAUUCGAUGUUUUUGUAUUGAA
This is a messenger RNA of Apis cerana (Asiatic honeybee), 4143 nucleotides long. RefSeq lists its product as uncharacterized. The record is from RefSeq and is a predicted model, not a curated record. Lineage: Eukaryota; Metazoa; Arthropoda; Insecta; Hymenoptera; Apidae.